GCCAAUGAGGUGUAUCGAGGUUAUUCCGGUGGUGUCUGGGUGUUGAAGUGUAGUUGCCCUUUACUUCUUCGAGAACUCGACGCUUGUUUAUGCCAUGGAAUAUGUCUCACUUGGUGGUAAGGAGUUCAAUGAGCCUCCGUUGUUGUCUCUUCCACCAUACUGUACGGAGGUUCUCUUGUGCUUCACACCUGAGGAAGUCACCAGCAUUCCCACUACCAAUUGGCACCAGUUCUGGUGGAUCGUCGAAGGUACCGUUGAAUGCAGAGAUCAUACUCCCGCAGAUAUGUGACCCGGUCUUGAAGAAGGUGGUUCUUGACCCCAAUAGCUGGGACCAGACAGCAUACCAUACGCUUGAGAGCAUCGGUGAUGGAGCCAUAUAUCUCAUAGUGCUGGAACUAGUGCAUGAGAUGUACCCUGAGCAUGAGAAGUAUCCUGGGCUGCUGAACCAACUAAGAAGUCAGCUGACUUCUAAUGAAAAGCUCUCAGAAUGGUUUGAGCUUUUACAGAUGCAAAAUAGGCUCCUUAAUCUACCAAGUAAUACUGUCCUUUCUGGUGGCCGGAAAGCUGAUUUCAUGGAGUCGUAUUUCGGUGCCUUGUUAAAGGACCCGUCCCAUGGUUAUGACAGUGUCGUUGCACUCAUGAAGAGUCUUGUAAAUCUGGAAAAGACUUUUAUCAAAGCAUUCUUCAACAAUAAUAUAACUGAUAAGAUGAAGUGCUUUCCUGGAAUUCCACUUGGAGAUGUUCUGAAGAGGAGAGAAAGACAACGAUAUGAAUCUAUCAAUAUCACAUCUCAAAGGAAACGAGUAUCGCCUAUGAACGACAACUUCUUUCGAGUGGAUACAUCUGUAUUGGAAACCAUGGCACAUCCAGAUACAAUAGCAGUCCCUAUCCCUGAUACCGAGAUAUCAGAGUCUGUCAUGGAAAGUAUAUCCAGAAAGAAAGAAGGGCCUAUAUCCGAGGAAUCGACAGCUGAGGACAUCAAGUUUGCAGACCUUUGGUAUGAGACUGGUACUAAUCCAGAAGCUGUGGUUGAUUGGCUUUUUGGAAAGCAACUUGCACGGUUUGAGUAUCAGCAUUCACCUUCGACAAAGCUAUGGUCCACAACUAUCAAAAUUGGUGAUGUUACUAUAGCUGAAUCGAGAAACGACGUAAAUAUGGCCAGGUCAAGGAGAAAUUCUGUAAGGAGAAUCUUCCUAAUUGAGCCUUCAAUACUCAAGAUGGCUUUAAAAAAUUCCUCUAGAAUUUCAGCUAGAGCUGUGGACCGUGCUGUGAGAUCUAUUAAGAGGGCAAGACAAAGUGAGCAUUUUAAGAAUUUUAUCUGGCUUCACACUGCUCCUUUAACAGUGAUCUACGAAGAGCACCAAACUACAGAUGAGAGAUGGAUAUUUACACUGGCAAGAGAGCCUACAACAGCUUUAGCCAAUCUUUUCUAUCCUCUCGUCACCGUUUUGAAAGUUGAUUCCUCUAAUGGUUCACCAGAUGUUUACUUUACGGUUGAAGGAACAGAAUUGAUGAAAGUCCAGGCUAAAUCCAUCAUUUCAGGGAAGAUGGAAUGUUGUCUGAAGGUAUUUCAUCUGGAUAGAAAGGACUUGGAUCGCUUGAUCGGUGUCAAGGGAUACUUUAAAGUGGAUUCGAAGUACUUGGAUGCUGUGUUCGCCAAGAUGAAACACGUGCAGACCCUUCUGGCGAACACUGAAUGAAAUGAACAAGGCAUAUGUACGUAUUGUAUGAAUUAAUGAAACAGUUCUCAGACUUCAAAGCUCCUGUAAAGUUGUAGAUGAACAUUUCCAUGAAACGUUGAAUUUCACGGCAAUUGCACAUCAAAAAUUACCAUAUUUGUAGAUCAAUCGGAUCACCAUUAUGAGAACAACAUAGUA
Molecule: messenger RNA, 1877 nt
Organism: Williopsis jadinii
Lineage: Eukaryota; Fungi; Ascomycota; Saccharomycetes; Phaffomycetales; Wickerhamomycetaceae
Product: ribonuclease III domain-containing protein
Exons: 1
Coding region: 90-1700 (536 amino acids)
Biological process (GO): RNA processing
Molecular function (GO): ribonuclease III activity
Source: RefSeq, a predicted model, not a curated record